UGCCAAUCCAUCGGCAUCCACCUACCCUGGGCCGCCCACCCCAGCGUUUCAGCGUCCUUGGCCCCUCGAUGAAACGACAUAACCACAGGAGCACUUGACCAACUUGACUGACGCGCCUGCAGGCCCAAUCCCAAUCCCAAUCUCAAUCCCCUCCUGUCGCCGUCCAAUCCCUUCUUGAUUCUUCCAGGUUGAUUCUUCCAAGUUCCUGGUUCUCCCUCCAGUUCCCAUUCAAUCUCUCAAAGUUCGCCCUUUGCCCUCUCGGCUGUCCUAGGCUUACCUACGUGCCUACUCAUCAUCCUUUCCCCCGACUUCGCUCGCGGCUCGUUCAAGGAGGCUGCCCAUCUGUGGAUUCCCCCUGUUUUCUUUUUUUCCCCUCCCGCUGCUGCGCUGCCGUGUCGUUCGUUACUCGAUACCCCCUUGCUCUCCAUUGAACAAGGAAACCGUUGGAGGAGAUAUUUCGGGACCCAAAGCCACACCCACCCGCCGUUGCAGCAAGCAGCAGCCAGCCAGUCACUUUGUUGGACACAACCACCACCCGCACCGAGUCUUGUUCUCUCUGCUUGCUGUGUUACCGCUGCCAACCUUGUGCACAUCCCUGAUCAUCCGCAUUGCUUGUGGCUUUUCAACUCAUUCUCCUGCCGCUCGCCCUCCUUCCCCUACCCCGUACGCAGUUCAUUGGGUACGACAGUCUUUCGGCUCGCGAGCCGCCCACCGAGAACGUUGAACUACAUCGAGCCUCGAAUUCGGCAAACUUGUCGAGAGACGAGAUUGGCCUGCGAUUUUAUGAGUCUUGGAAACAGGGCCACGGCCGCGCGCACUCGUCGUCGUUGACCGUCCUACACGCAUACUGUGGGAUCACCCUCGACGAGUCCACAUUCCAGUCACUACUGUGAUUUCUUGUUGCAAAAACACCAAUCAAGCAGUCGGGCGGCCUGGCCAUGGACCUGGCGCUGCAGCAACGGGAUGAGGUCGACCACAACACCGAGCUGACGCAUGCCAAACCCGACACGAGACCCGCUGCCGCCAACGCCAACGCCAACCAAGACGACGACGACCACCGGGAGACGACGCCCAAGAUGUUGGCCCACGAUUCCAUGGUCACUGUUAGGCUUUCCGAGCCGCCUACUCUGACCCUCGACACCAAUGUUGGCCCCGAUUCACCCCCGAGGAGGAGACCUAGCACUGUCAAGAUUGAAAAGCUUCCCUUUCCGACAGAGACGCUAGAGGUCAAGGCACAGAACCAGCCAGAGAACGAAACCGACGACACGCCACCGAGCGACCCCACGACGCCGUUACCUGUUACGAACGCUACUCGGAAUCUUCAAGACGAGCUUGUGGACUGCGAGGACGAAGCUGAAGAAGAGGGAGACCGCAUCACUUCACUACCAGCUAGGGGAACCCUACUCGAGACGCCCAUAGAAUUCAAGAGGCCUGUGGUGGACGAAGCCGAAGAGGACGACGAGGAGGAAGUCAACUGGGAGGAACUGCAGAAAUCCGAAGCACAAGAACCUAGGGACGCGGAUACAGACAGAUCUACAGCCAUGUUACUGGCUAUGCUUGAGCAGGAGAACGAUAAGUUGGCUACGAACCCCAAGACCAUCAAAGUUCAAGCCGUGGAACAAGUGGCCGCUUCCAAUCGCCCGAGACCGCCAUCAAUGGCACAAUUACGACACAUGGUCCACGGACCAACACCACCGGCCUUGCGAUACUCGAUGCUCCCGCCGCCACCAAUGACCGAUCUCGAGUUUUACGCCGCAUUGGUCAAGGACUAUCAACAAACGGCAGCUCGAUUGCCAACGCUUCUAUCGAACAAGAUACGCAAAGGCAUCCCCCCUCCGCUACGAGGUGUCGUAUGGCAAAGCAUGGCAGGCGCAAGAGAUUCCGCACUUGAGGAGCAGUAUGAGCGAUUCACGGGCGAGUCGAGUCCUUACGAGCCCAUUAUUGGCAAAGACCUUGGUCGAAGUUUCCCUGGAGUCGACAUGUUUCGCGACCCCGAAGGCGACGGACAACGCAUGCUCGGCCGGGUUCUCAAAUGCUUCAGUCUCUACGAUACGAAAAUUGGUUACUGUCAAGGGCUGGCAUUUCUUGUCGGCCCUCUUUUGAUGCACAUGCCCGAUAAACAGGCAUUCUGUGUUUUAGUCCGAUUGAUGGAACGAUAUGAUCUGCGAAGCUGUUUCCUGCCAGACCUGUCAGGACUGCAUGUCCGCAUCUACCAGUUUCGAGAGCUUCUUCGAGAGCACAUGACACCAGUAUCGAACCAUCUGGAGGAAUUGCAAGUCGAUCCGGCGUACGUUUCACAAUGGUUCCUCAGCUUUUUUGCUGUUACAUGUCCCCUGCCGAUGCUGUUUCGCAUCUACGAUGUCAUCUUUGCCGAGGGGGCCCCGGAGACCCUGAUGCGGGUCGCCCUAUCCCUGAUGCAGAAGAAUCAGGCCCGGAUUUUAGCGUGCACCGAGCUCGAGGAUGUCAUGCAACUUCUCCUUUCGAGGGGUCUGUGGGAUUGCUACCAUUACAACGCAGAUGAAUUUGUGCAGGACUUUGUCAGUUUAUCGGGCGUUGUCACCAGAGAGACAUUGCUACAGUUGGAGCAGGGGUACAGAGACGCGCAAAUUGCUAGCGCUAAUGCGGCGCGUUCCUCCGACGUGACCACUGCAGCCUCCCGAUUCCUCGGCCGCAUUUGGGCUUCCUCCACCAUCAUCUCCCCGAAGUCCUCCUCCACCCUCAGCCCGGGCCUCACCGCUCCGUCACGGCCUUUGAGCAUGCUGCGCAGGAGCACAUCGAAGCAGAGCCUGGCCUCCACCCUCAAUUCGAUGGAAGCCAGCUCCGUCAGCGUUCUCAGUUCUGCAUCCACCGAAGCCACCACCGUCUCCCGAGAUUCAUCAAACACCGACAGCGCAUCCAUCCGCGAAUCGACGCCCAUCCCUAGCAGCGGCAAGGCCUUCAAUGGCGGAAAGAACAACAAGGAGAAUGCAUUGCACACCCAGAUCGAAGACCUCCUCACUGCAUUGACCGAAUUGCAACGAAACCAUGCAUCGCUCGCAAACGAACUCCAAAAGGAACGGGAACAGCGCGAGGACGAUAAGCAGGCCGUCCGGUCGCUACUGGAUGGUCUGCGCAAGAAGGCCAGCAACGACUCUGUCGGUACCGAUGCGAGCGUCGAUACUCUCAAGGCGACCGAUGACCCCGCAAAUGAGGCACGCGAGGGAGGCGAGGGAGAUGUGUCCACUGCCAAGACAGGCGAGCAAGAUACCCCGUCACCAGGAGACCUAUCACAGCUCCUCGAUAAUGUCGAAGAACGAUUCGGGCGCCAUGGCGGCGGCGGCGGCGUCGAACGCAGAAUGUCCAGAGGCGAAUCCAAAUCGCAAAUGCAACAGGAAUUGCAGCAACUCAAGGACCAGCUCGCCAGCGCGGUAUCACAGUCCCAGGACUACAACCGGAAAAUGCACGACCUAGAACAAGAAAUUACAACACUCAAGGAUCAAGUACGGGAAUCCCAUUCGCAUACACGCAUCUUGCACCAGGACAAACAGCGACUGGAGAAACAAAUACACACGAUGAGGGCGCGGGCCUCCGCCGCCGGUGCGGAGAGUAAUACUCAGCCCGAUGGCGAUUCGCCUGUGAGGAAGAGUUCUGCUAGUGGUGCGAGCGGCUUGAGAGAGUUGAAACUUGGCAGGAGCAAGUCAACUCCGUCCCAAGCUGGAUCGAUAUUCAGCAAGCGUUCCUCAUCAAUGCCGAAGCCUCACGACUCGACGCCACCACCGGCUACACAGGCGCCGCCUCCCGUGCCGGCUCCGCCACCGACGGAUGACCAGCACGAGGCGUUGCUGUUGGAGCUCGUGCAGGCCAAGACUUCCGAAGCUAUCGCCAGGCAAGAGGCCGAAGAGACGAAACAGAAGCUCGAGAGCUUAAGAAAGGCAUACAGCCUCGUUACUGGAGAGGCAGCACAGGCACAACCUGCAGCAACGGCGGCAGGAGCGGCAGCGUCGGCGGCCAUGGGCGUAUUUGGUCGCCUCACGGGAGCAGCGGCAGAGCCCGUCAAGCCUGCCGCGCCGACGCCCGCCCCAGCAGUAGCAGCCGCAGCAGCUCCCGCGCCCGCGGCGGGAGGCUUCUGGGGUUGGAGGAGAUAAUCAGGACCCUGGUCGACCUCUUUCAUGAUCACAUCGGCGUUCCAAACACAACAAGAUUAGAGGAGCAUUCGGAGCAUCUAGAGUAUUUUGCAUUCUGGUUCUUGCAACGGGUACCAGGCCCGUCUGCUCGUCACACCUUCAUCACUGCAUUCGGAAAGACGGGGCAAGAUGGCGGCUUUUUGCAUCUGUGGAAGUAGGCCUGCUCCACGCCUGGAGUCCAGGCCUGGAGGAGCAUUCUUUUUCUUCUUCUUUUCGAAACACAACCCAUUGCAUGGCAUUGGCAUUCUAGACUGUUUACUGAUUUUUAUUAUUCCAUUCAUACCAUUCAUGGCAUCGGAGUUGAGGAAAGGGCACUGUCCAGACCCCGACGGCGGGAGCGGACGGAUUAUCGUCUCCGCCCUUUAUGAAACUAGGGACAUCCGUCGGCCCCAUUUGUUUGUUCUUUUCAAUCCUCUCUUCCCCUUCCCCCAUCAUGAG
Messenger RNA from Colletotrichum scovillei, 4601 nucleotides. Its product is annotated as TBC domain-containing protein. NCBI's taxonomy places the organism in Eukaryota, Fungi, Ascomycota, Sordariomycetes, Glomerellales, Glomerellaceae. The transcript is spliced from 3 exons. The record is from RefSeq and is a predicted model, not a curated record. Bases 939 to 4124 code for a protein of 1061 amino acids.